This is a messenger RNA of Uranotaenia lowii, 3230 nucleotides long. RefSeq lists its product as uncharacterized. The coding region runs from base 1003 to 2283 and encodes 426 amino acids. The transcript is spliced from 5 exons. NCBI's taxonomy places the organism in Eukaryota, Metazoa, Arthropoda, Insecta, Diptera, Culicidae. The record is from RefSeq and is a predicted model, not a curated record.
AUAUUUUGGGAUCCUACCUGUGUAUUUCAGUAGUUUACCCGAGCUUCCGAACUGGGUACUGAAUAAGGAGAGCUUGGGUUCGAAUUCAGAUAAGCUCGACUGACUGUGACUGUAUUAUAGAUGCGGUAUGGAUAAUUCGACCCAAGGGAUGCAGCCGAAUACAAUUCAUGUGAACAGACCGAGGGGGUUUUUCGAUGGGAGAAAUCGAUCGGUGCUGUUUCGUUGGUUUUCCCGUAAACGUUGAGGCGGGUCGUGAUAAGUGUGUAUCCCUCCUGCUUCAAGCGACUGAGAAUCACAGACCAAACGUUGAACUGGGAAAGACCGAAGAUCGGAUUUCGAAGCUGUUUGUGAACUGUGUGUGCGAUUUGGAAUAUUGGAAUGGGGGCAAUUUGUGCUGUUGCGUGAUGUCGUUGUAAAAAAGAGGAUCGAGAAAAAAGUGGCCAAUAAUCGAAAUACAAAUUGGAAAAGUAAAAUGAGGAGUGCACUUCAGCUGAGCGCUAACUGUGAAAGUGUAGAGGACGAAAAAUAAACAACGAAUCGAGUGGGACAUAGGGAGAUAGGAAAAAAGUGAACUGAAGAACUUUCGAACCAUGGCCUGGAACCCGGAAGAGAAGUGAACACGCGGAUUUCACCGUUGAUGUAUCAUCCAAAGUGGAGCGUGUAGCUGUAAAUGCUAUAGAAAAGGUGUACGACUACGACUGGGAUUAUGGAUGGCAGUUUCAGGGGAAGGUAAAAGUGAGCCCGCGGUGAGUGACGGAUGCAAAAUUUAAUUUAAUGCCAUCGUUCCCCACUAACAAAGAAGAAAACCGGCAGCGUAACCUCUUGGGGACUCUCGGCAGCAGUAUCAGAAACCACCCCCACCCGAUCGCUGCUGGAAGUGCUGUAGUGUGUGCUAGAGAGUUGACAUUUGUGUGCCGUCGUCGAGCGUCGCUGGGUGAACGACGUCGAUCCGGCCGCCGACGACGGACGACGACAGGUGGCUAAGGGACGAAGAAAGGGGGGAUGAUGGGGAUAAUAAUGCCAGAUCCGGCGUCUUUUCGAUUAUCCUUCUGCCUUCUGCGAAAGAGCGACGACGUCGACGGUUUGAGUCAGCGUCGUUGGAGGCGACGGCGUCGGCAUCGGUCUCAUCGUCGAAGAUCCACCGGUAAAGCAGCAGCAAUAACAACGAUGAGCAGCUUCAUUGGAAUGCUUUUGGGAUUACUUACAAUAUCAGAAUCCCUAGCCCUCCGACUAACGACGGUUCGCAUUCCGACGUACAAAUUCCGUGGCGAUUCGGCGCUGCUCGAGUGCCAGUACGAGCUGAACGGCCAGCACUAUCCCCAGAAUCAUCAUCAUUCCCAACAGCAGCAGCCGCAUAGCACCCAGCAUCUUUAUCAAAAUCAGUAUCAAAAUCAGCGAGCCCGACCGCGGCCAAACAACGAUUCCUUCGGGAAUUCCGGCCGCUUCCAACAACAUCAUCAGCAGCGAAAACCGGUGCCCUAUCCGCAGCAGGACGAUUACUAUUCGGAUUCCGAUGGUGGCGCGGCAGACGAGCGCCUCUACUCGAUAAAGUGGUACAAGGACAACGAGGAAUUCUACCGAUACGUGCCCUCGGCCAGCCAGCCGAUCAAGAGCUACAAAAUCGAGGGCAUCCGGGUAGAUCCCAAUCAUUCGGAUGGGUCCCGGGUCUUCCUCAAAGGCCUGACGCUCAAAUCUUCCGGCGUCUAUCGGUGUGAGAUUUCGGCCGAGGCGCCCAACUUCGAUUCGGUGCAGGGCGAGGGCCGGAUGGAUGUGAUAUUUGUCCCCCGGGAUGGUCCCCACAUCAAUGGAAGCGGCGAAAGGCACCAGUCCUCGUCGUACCACAUCGGCGAGCUGAUGGAGCUGAACUGCACUUCGGGCCGAUCCUAUCCGGCUUCGACUCUCCAGUGGUACCUCAACGACCAGCUGGUGACCGACCCUCAAGCCCUUGUGUCCUACCCUCGGAUGGUCAAUCAACACGGGCUGGUGACCACAGUUCUGGGCCUGAGUAUGGUGGUUCAGCCACGCCACUACAUCGACGAGCUGAUGCGGCUCAAGUGCGUGGCCAGCCUCUCGCCCGUUCUCUGGAGGAACGGCAAGGAAAGCAUCGUCCAGUGGGAACAACCCAGCAUAGACGACCGGGUGGCCAUGCUGCUGGUGAAGAGCGGAUCUCUUUCCCGGUGGCAUUCCGGCCCAAGUCUUUGGCAGCAGCCCAUCAUGGUCAGCGUCCUACUCAGUGCGGUGUCCUUGAUGUUGGCCCAUCAUCCGAAGCACCCAGUAUGGUAGUCCUAGCGUCGCGGCGUCGUUUUAGUCAUCCCAUGUUGGAGGGAAAAUUGUUCUCCUGCCGAAGGGGAAAGGUGUAGUUCGAAUGUGGUGUGGAGGGUAUGUGUGCUUUUUGGUUAGAAUUUAUGUGGGUGAAUGAAAGCGGUGAAACAUAAAUAGAGAGAAAGUGCUGUUUAAAGUUGUAUAUUUACGAAACGACGACGGAAAAAUCGACUGGAUGCUGCAUGCACUGAGAUGAGAGACAACAAAAGAAAGAAGCGAACAAACAUAAAGAUGAAAACUAGAACCCGAAGAAAACAAGAAUCAUUUUCCAAAGUGGAAAAAAGGUCACUCGAAGAAAAUGGUCACCGUUGCUGAGUUGAGGGCAGAAAAAAAUACACUUAUCGUUGGACAUUUUAUUUCUUCUCCACUUCUGAGGACAGUUUUGAACGAAGAAGAUUCUCUCUGUUUCUCGAAAACGAAAUAACUAUAAGCAACGGUGAUUUAUUCUGUUUUUUUUUUUAAACGUUAUUUCGAGAGACCAGAAAAGGUAUGGUUCUAUUUGUUUCGAACACUUUCGGAAGAAACAAAUUUCAAACAGCAAAAAAAAUGUUUAAAAACCGGUGCAAGCAAGUGUCACCAGAGAAAGAAGUAAAGUGAUAAAGGAAGUUGCUGUUUUUUUUUGCAAUUCAGUUCUCAAGGAGUUCAGUUCAGUGUAUUCAUUUCCGAUCAGGGACAGAAUUUGUACAGAUUUAUCGAUCUCAGAAUCGUGCUGUUUUUAUUUCUACCUAUUAGCCAAUAAGUUAUUACCUGUAUUGUACAUACAAUCUAGGAUAAGAGGAUACCUACCUAUAAAAUGAGAUGAAAAAAAAAGAAACCUAAAAACGAAAGUGUACUCCAGAAACAGUUGUUGAGCAUUGUAUAGUAAAUUUAAUUUUUGUAUAUAAAAGUUAGCUGGCGAAUCAAAUCAC